Ictalurus furcatus (blue catfish) is the source of this 1766-nucleotide messenger RNA. RefSeq lists its product as uncharacterized. Bases 251 to 871 code for a protein of 206 amino acids. The transcript has 6 exons. Gene Ontology annotation, biological process: negative regulation of receptor recycling; positive regulation of T cell receptor signaling pathway. Gene Ontology annotation, cellular component: T cell receptor complex. NCBI's taxonomy places the organism in Eukaryota, Metazoa, Chordata, Actinopteri, Siluriformes, Ictaluridae. The record is from RefSeq and is a predicted model, not a curated record.
UCUACAUGAAAUUAAAAAGUGCUAAAUUUGUUGUAGUGACGUUCAUUACACUAAGAAAGACUUACCGUGUCUUUGCGUGACGUGAACAUUUGCAGUGAAUUAAGUAUCCGCCACAUUUCCUGUUUGUAACCGAAAAAGACACAAGCCAGUAAAAAUAGAAGCAGAUAUGGUGCACCUCACGAAGAACACACAUAGUAGACACAGCUAAAGCUGCACUGCCAACGGACAGUUGAGGAUCAGAAGAUCCACGAUGGCACACGGUGACUGCACGGGACCCUAUGUGGGUCUGUCACUAACGUCUAUAGCACUGUUAAUGUCUGUAUGUUUAAACAUAGUUCUCUAUUCACUGAGAAGAAAAGAUAGACAGAACAGAGGUACAUUAAACAUCGAUGUUGGUGUGCCGUUGUACCAAGAUUCUUUUCAUAGUGACAGGUUUGAGGAGGACGAACGGCAAAAUCAAGAGAAUCCUAUAUAUGGAAACAUCUUUGUAGAUGGUGGAGGAUCCUUGACAAUGCCUGAAUAUAGGGACUAUGAUCAAAUGACAAAAAAAGGUGCAAGACAAGAUGAAAAGUCUGACCCAGAAGAUGUUUCUUAUGCAUCCUUGGAUCUAAAACUUGUUCAGAAACGUAAGAAAAAGAAGAGAUACCAGGAGAAACAGAAUCAGAUGCAUAAGGUCCAGACUCAUCCUCCUCCUGUGGCACAGAUGAGGCGCACGGAGAUGGGAGAAGACUGUGAUGUCGCCCUGCCUUCACGAAGCAGCAGCCUCAUUGUGUCCCGCAGCAGCAUCUACCUCAACAGCCAUCAAGUAGCACUGGAGACAGAGGAGCUACAGAGGGAGAGAGAGACAGAAUGGCAAAGCAGUCAUGUCUGAGAGAUGAUGAUGAAAUUGCAUGCCAACAUUGAUAACAGUCUUUGCCAAUCAGAACCAAGUCAUGAUCAAGGCAGCUAAAGACCAAAGCAAAUGUAAAAGUUCUUAAGUGCAAAGUUAUCCAUCUUAAAUUCAGAAUUACAAAGUCAGCUAAAUUUGACAAUUGACAAUUCAUAAUAAUUAUUUAUUUUACCUCAUAUAUUUUUUUUAAAUUAGUGGUUAAAGCAGGUGAAGACAAAUAUUGCUGCCUAUAAGUGAGAAUUAUGAACUUUCAUGCUUCUGAAGGUAGUUUGAACUCUGUAAUCAGAUUGCACAAUAUUGUGCAGCAGCAGGCAACAGGAGGAUAUUGAGCAACAUUGAUGACGUAUGUUGUGGAAAACACCUUUAAAAAGUUUUCCAUAAAGAACCUGAUAGCAAAAAAUGCAAAAUAAUUUUUCUAUGUCAAUGGAAAAAAUGUUGUGUCUAAUCAGGUCUGAGCUAAAUUGGAAAUAGGGCAUUAGAAUAAAAACAGCUUCAAAGACACAUGUAAAGAGUUAUUUAUAAUAGGUCAUAUCUAUUUUUACAUUUAAUCACUGUGCAAGCUUGUCUAUGCACAUUGGAAAUUCCUGCUUUGUUUAUGAUGAUAAGUGAUACAACUUUAAUUAUAUCUGAAAGUUAACUUAAAUAAAACAUAUUUAGUUUUUCCCACUACAGCUGACAUUGAUGAUGCAUUUGCAAACCAACAAUUAUUAUAAAGUACACAAACCAUAUAGAAUUAAAUCAUUAGCAUAUGCAGGUCAGACUUACUCCAUUGUUAAAGGAAAAGCUUCCAUAAUUAAAGUGAACCUGUUUAUCAUAAUGAUCCUGAUUUUGAAAUUUAGAUCUUUAUUCAUAGAAUGCAAGACAUGUACAUGCAUAA